AUGGGUUCAAUAGGGUCGGAUUUACCAGCAGCAUCGUCUCCCAACCUUGUUGUGACGGAAGCUACACCAGAUGAGCUCAGGCGAAUUUGGAUCUCAACGUACAACAACUGGGGCCGCGCCCUCUCUCUGCCUGACUAUGUCGAGCGGGAGCGUUAUAUCACGACCAUACCAGGCUCGAGCGAGGGUCGGAUGACGAGCUGGGUGCUUGUGGAAGCGGAUAAAUCACCAGAGGAGCGACAAGUGCUUUCAUCAUGCGACACAUGGCGCAAGCCUGCGGUGGCCAUCUCGCCCGAUGGCAAGCACAUUGAGGAUGGAAUCGCACAUGUUAUUGGAGGGGUCUUCACAUCACCGGAAUUCAGAGGCAAGGGAUAUGCGAGCAGGAUGAUGACUGAGGUUGGCAAGAUUCUCAAAUCUUACCAGGCCGACCAGGUCAGCCAUAGCCACGGCAAGACGGUUCGGCAGAGAGAUAGAAAAGGAGUUUCAGAAGUCGACGGGGAUGGAAAGUCCUCAGUCCUGUUCUCGGCGCUGUACUCGGACGUCGGCAAAGGCUUUUAUGCAAAGCACGGGUGGCGUCCGUACCCCAGCACCCACGUAUCGUGGACACCAACACACUCAGACGCGGCCACAUCUACCCAUGGCGAUGCACACGAGAACCCCCACCAAGUUCGGCCCAUUCAGGAGAGCGAGCUUGCAGAGCUCUGCGCCAUCGACGAGCGGCUCAUCCGCGCGCGUCUCCCUGCAGAAGCGGCGCGGACAGGCCGACCGGCGGUGGCCAUCAUCCCCUGCCUGGACAAUGUGCAAUGGCACCUCCGGCGUGAGGAAUACGUGACGUCGCACAUGUACGCGGACGGACGCGUACCGUCGAUCCGGGGUGCCGUAUGGGGCCCUCCCGGCGGCCGGAUUUGGGCCUAUUGGAUGCGCGGCUACUACGGCGCCGUCGAGGACAACACCCUCAACGUGCUGCGCGUCGUCGUCGAGAACCCGGACGAGGCCCGCGUCGAGGACCUGGCCGAAGGCUUCCGGGCCAUCGUGGAUUUGGCACGCGCAGAGGCCGGCAGGUGGGACAUGGGCGAUGUCCAGUUCUGGAACCCAGAGGGCGUGGUCAAGGAGCUCGUCGAGGGCUGCGGCGUCGACUACACCGUGGUACACAGAGAGGAGGAGAGUAUUGCCAGCCUGAUGUGGUACGGUGAGGGUGGAGAGGAUAGGGAGGUUGAGUGGAUUGUUAAUGAGAAGAUUGCGUGGUGCUGA
Pyricularia grisea is the source of this 1248-nucleotide messenger RNA. RefSeq lists its product as uncharacterized. Bases 1 to 1248 code for a protein of 415 amino acids. The record is from RefSeq and is a predicted model, not a curated record. Lineage: Eukaryota; Fungi; Ascomycota; Sordariomycetes; Magnaporthales; Pyriculariaceae. The transcript has a single exon.